AUGACGUCGUCAUUGCUUACUCGGCCAUGGUCACAUCAUUCAAGCGCGGCUAGAGAACCAAACUACUUCGAUAUCCCCAUGCAAGCAUUUUCAACGGCAUCACCAUCCUUUCUCAUGAACCUUGUUACACCCUCGGCGACGGGCAUAAAUGCGAACCUCGACUCGCCAGGAUGGAAGACGCUCGGCUCGGUUGGUACCGCCACAGACGCGGCUUCAUCACCGCCCGCAACAACACCGGCGCUGCAUAGCGGACCAUCGCCCCCAUUUGGGGUCGAUCCUCCUCGUUCGCCACGCAACGGAGAGGCAUUCCCAGAUCCAGCAGAUGCCGAGUCCGUAUUUGUCCGAGUCCGCCCAUGUUCUGUCUUUACAGAGGCCAGUUCAAGCUUCUUCGUCACGCCGUACCAGCCGCGCGCCGCGGCUGACACCAAGCUCUACGGGUACUCCGCCAAAGAUUGCGGAUGUUACAGCCACAAGUCUAAAAAUUGGCAUGAUGAAGAAACGCUUGGUGACACCCAAGCACCUGCCAACGACGACCAAGCACAUCACGAGAAGGCUAUUCCAGGGUUAGGCAAAACUGGGACUUGGCUGCGCGAAGAAUUUGGAAAUGGGAAAAAGACUAUGAAAAUAUUUGGUCGCGUGCCAUGGAAUCGCAAAGAUUCCACUGCCUCAUUUAGCAGUGUUUCUAGCUCAAUAAGAGAAGUUCUCCGCGGAGACACACCACCGGCAUCACCAUUAUUGGCGGACAACGCUGCAUACCUCAAUCAUAAAUGGACGUCAAAUACCUUUCCAGGUGGCGAAGCCGUGCGAGUGAGCACUCCCCCAAUGGACGAGGACACGGCAGAUGGCAGGCCCCGCGGCUUCUUUGGCCUGCUGACACCUCCACAGCCCGAAACCGCCGGUUCGCAGGCUUUUCUUACUCCUAUGACCUCUGUGCAUGCAAGUCCGAAAUACAAUGCUCACCGCAUGAGCCUCGCCGUCCCUUCACGGGAGUGGUGGGAGGGGAAACCGCAGAAACCAGUCCGGUAUGGAGAAACGAGCUCGGCUGCCAAGUUUGAGUUUGAUGUGCCUGAGCAUCUGCCCAACAGCCCCAUGUGUCCAGCGAAUGGGCGUCAUAAAAGUGGCGGUACUGGCUUGUGUGUCUACCAUGGCCGGAGGAGAGCGCUGUCUACAGUUCGCGACGAAGGCAAUAGACGAAGGGACUCUGGCAGCACUAGCUGA
This is a messenger RNA of Akanthomyces muscarius, 1218 nucleotides long. RefSeq lists its product as uncharacterized. The coding region runs from base 1 to 1218 and encodes 405 amino acids. NCBI's taxonomy places the organism in Eukaryota, Fungi, Ascomycota, Sordariomycetes, Hypocreales, Cordycipitaceae. The record is from RefSeq and is a predicted model, not a curated record. The transcript has 7 exons.